Molecule: messenger RNA, 3970 nt
Organism: Colossoma macropomum (tambaqui)
Lineage: Eukaryota; Metazoa; Chordata; Actinopteri; Characiformes; Serrasalmidae
Gene: rb1
Product: retinoblastoma 1
Exons: 27
Coding region: 196-2910 (904 amino acids)
Biological process (GO): negative regulation of G1/S transition of mitotic cell cycle; cell differentiation; regulation of transcription by RNA polymerase II
Cellular component (GO): chromatin; nucleus; Rb-E2F complex
Molecular function (GO): RNA polymerase II transcription regulatory region sequence-specific DNA binding
Source: RefSeq, a predicted model, not a curated record
GGCUGAGGUGGUAAGCAGUGGAUUGUAUAGGUGGUCCAGGGGAGACUCCUAUUCACUAAGUACACUCCAUGUCCUAACAUUUUAUGACACUUAGCCGUUGGUUUUAGUCAAAGUGAAGCCGAAUCCUGCAGCGGCUUAGUUGUAGUUUCUUUUUAAAUCUCACUCCUGACGAACACGAAGUGUGUUUUAUUAGCAAUGCCUCCCAAAAGGCGCACCGCCGGGACCCCGAGCAGGGAGCAGAAGUCCGGCAGCAGGAAGAGCUCCUCUCCGGACACUAAGCACAGCAACGUUGUCACCCCAGAAAAGCAUGAAGAGAAGGAUCUUGAGUUCAUAACCCUCUGUAAGGACCUCUUGGUGACCAACUUGGUGUGUGAUAAUGCAUGGGCAAUUUGGGAGUCGGUCGCAAAGUCAGCAGAGAAUGUAAAUGGCUCAAACAAGCCACUUUGGGGAGCAUGCAUAUUCAUUUCAGCAGUGGACAUGGAAGACAUGUGCUUUACCUUUACAGAACUUCAGAAGGCGGUUGGUCUGAGUGUGAAACAGUUCUUUAACCUAGUGAGGAAGAUGGAUGAGAAUGUGGACACCAUAAGCCCUAAAGUGAACUCUGCUGUCACAAAACUUGAGAAGAAGUAUGAGGUGUCACUGGCACUCUAUCAGCGAUUUGUGAAGACAUGUGCUAAAAUCUACUCUGCGCCUGAUGAAGUUAAGAGACAAGAGAUUUUGCACAGUAGCUGGAUUAUGUUCCUUUUGGCCAAAGGAACUGUUCUGCAGAUGGAAGAUGACCUGGUGAUAGCCUUCCAGUUACUUUUGUGUGUUUUGGAGUUCUGCACCAAGCGCUGCCCGUCCACUCUUCUUCAGCCUCUGUACAAGUCAGCCAUCAGUACAACAGCCCAGAGCCCUCCAACUCGGUCCUCUAGACGUAGCAAAGCCAAGGCUCGUCCCCCUGAGGUGGACGUGCAGUUGCUUGAGACACUCUGCAAGGAAAGCGACUGUAGUGUGGAUGAGGUGAAAAAUGUGUACCAAAGCAGUUUCUGUGCCUUCUUGGAUUCCAUGAACUUGACAGGAUCACAGGAGCUUCCAACUCAGGCAUUGGUGGACACUUUCUCCAAUGAAUAUGAGAAACUAUACCACAAAAACAAGGACUUUGAUGCAAGACUCUUCUUGGUUGAUGAUGAGACACUCAGCUUAGGCAAAGUGAACACUACAACUGUGGAGAUGACCCCCAGAAAGAAUCAGUCUGGUGAAGAGAGUGUUCCCAUUCCACCACAGACCCCAAUCAGAGCUGCUAUGUAUUCGAUACAGCAGCUGAGGGGUGAACUGACCUCGGCCAGUGAUCAGCCUUCUGGCAAUCUCAUUGUUUACUUCAAGAACUGCACUGUAGACCCAUCGGAAGAGAUCACUAAGCGAGUAGAACAGCUGGGUCAGAUCUUUUGCCAGAAAUUUGCUGAAGCUGUUGGCCAGCGCUGUGAAGGCCUGGGCAAAGAGAGAUUUACACUUGGUGUCCAGCUCUAUUACAAAGUCAUGGAGUCAAUGCUGAAAUCAGAGGAGAAGAGGCUCUCUGUGCAAAAUUUCAGUAAACUCCUCAACAAUGCUACAUUCCAUACCUCGCUCCUUGCCUGUGCACUCGAGGUUGUCAUGGCAACCUAUGUUGGAAAUUCCCUGAAGAAUGGGAAUGAAAAUGGGAAUGAGACUGACCUGUGCUUCCCCUGGAUUCUGGACGUUUUCCAGCUUUAUGCUUUUGACUUCUACAAAGUGAUAGAGAGUUUUAUCAAGGCAGAGCCCACCCUAAAGCACAAUAUGAUUGAACACUUGGGCCGAUGUGAGCAGCAGAUCAUGGAGAGCAUUGCGUGGAAAGCGGAUUCUCCUCUGUUUGAGCUCCUGAGGCAGUCUCGUGAGGAGGGGCCUGGUGAACAAGCGGAGCCUCCUGCCACUCUGAACCAGCCUCUACAGCACAACCACACUGCUGCUGAUCUAUACCUAUCCCCACUGCGGCCCAGUCGUCAAGUCCUGGCUGCAGAGGUAGACACUUCAGCUGUGCCCUCGUCCCAGCCUCCUGUCCCAGGCAUCAGACAACACCGUUCCAACUCUCUGAGCCUCUUCUACAAAAAACUAUACAGAAUGGCCUACCUGCGGCUGAAAAUGCUUUUCUCACCCCUGCUGACUUCUCAUCCUGAGCUGGAGCACAUCAUAUGGACUUUACUUCAGCACACGCUCCAGAAUGAGUAUGAGCUCAUGAAAGACAGACACCUAGACCAGCUCAUGAUGUGCGCUAUGUAUGCCAUAUGCAAGGUAAAGAAUGUGGAUUUGCGCUUUAAGACGAUUGUGACCGCAUACAAAGAGCUUCCCAAUACAAACCAGGAGAUCUUCAAGCGUGUUUUGAUCAGAGAAGGCCAGUAUGACUCCAUCAUUGUCUUCUACAACCUGGUGUUUAUGCAGAAGUUGAAGACCAAUAUUCUGCAGUACUCCUCUCCUCGGCCACCUCCCCUGUCUCCUAUACCUCAUAUCCCCCGGAGCCCAUACAAAUACCCCAGCUCUCCCCUGAGAGUGCCUGGCGGGAAUGUCUACAUCUCACCUUUGAAGAGCGGCCGCAUGACUCCAUCAGUCAUGACUCCUCGAUCUAGGAUCCUUGUAUCAAUCGGCGAAUCGUUUGGGACAUCGGACAAGUUCCAAAAGAUCAAUCAGAUGGUUAGCAGCACUGAUUGGUCCCUGAAGAGGAGGCUAGAAGGAGACUCCACCCCCAAACCCCUGAAACGAUUACGCUUUGAUGUGGAUGGACAAGAUGAGGCUGAUGGGAGUAAAUCAAGUGGCGAGUCUACACUGAUCCAGAAGCUGGCAGAAAUGAGCUCAGCUCGGAGCCGCAUGCAGGAACAGAAACUGAAGGAGGAGGCUGAGAAAGAGGACCCCGAGCCCUGAUAAGUGUGUUGCAUCGUCGGAAGCGUGCAUUCAUUCUUUUCUUUUCUAUUAACAUGUUCACCAGUUUUAACUUUAUCCUAUGGGUCUCAUUUUUCAAGUUACUUGAAGUAUCUAAAGAUACGUUUCAGAACACCAGAGAGAGUGAAUACUAGUUAGCCCAUCCACAAGCAUAUUACAAACAGAUUUGAAGAGACAGUGUCAUAGGUUUAUAAUUUUAUAGGUUUACAAUUUGGGGGUGAUUUUCAGCUUUCCCUGGACCCCCCGUUUUGUUUUGUUUUUUUUUGUUUUGAUUUUUGUUUUUGUUUUUUAAGUAAAUGGUUGCCUUUAAAGGGUGUUAUGCUGCCCGGUGACUUCUGAAGUGUUUUUUAAUUAUUAUUUUUAUUGUCAACGUUGAUUAGUUCCUUAAUGUCUCUUUUUUCUGUUCCGUGAUUCAGUCUGACUGAAAACUUCAAGCAUUAUGUGAGAGCAGUGCAUUAUCAAGGUUUAAAGAGGGACAUAAUGUGUCUCAGGAUAAAUGAUUAUUUUAAGGGUUGUUGAAGAAUUUUCUUUACAUUUUUUUAUAGCUUUUCAACAUAUUCAUGGUAAAUAUGACAUCAUCUACAAGUCUGACUACUAUAUUACACGUAUACAUAAGCCAUAAUAAGCAUAAUCAUGUAUAUGGUAAAGACAAUAUUGCUUUGUAAUGGAAGGGGAAGACAGAAAUAUCCCUUGCACUCGUUGUGUAGCAGUGGUCUAGAGUUAUUCUAAUCUUUAGGCCUCUCCAAAGUAUAGAAUACCCCAAUUGCCUUGAAAUUCUUUCUAUACUAUGGACAUUGUGGAAGCUUCUCAGAAACUGUAUUUUUGUCCUGAAACAUUGUUUGUGUGGUAGAAUUAAUGUAUUCAGUGUUGGUUUUAUGACAUGAAUGGGGAGUGUAUGUGUUUGUGUGCGGGCGCAUGUACGUGUAUUUCUUUUUAAUAUAUAACAUUUUUAAUUUGCUUCCUGGACAGAGCUUUUUGUCCUUUUUGUUAUUGAACUGUUAGUUAUUAGUAUUAAGUUUAUGUACUUCUGUCACUUUGUCAA